AUGGCCCAUGGCCCCCGGUCGACGCUGGACGUCGGGCACCGCCAGCGGGGGUUGGGGGCUUCAGGGCCGUCAGGCACCCCCAACCCCAACGCACGCAAGCUGCUUCCGUCUGUGUCGUCAGAUGUCGCCUGCAUCGUCGCCUGCAUCGUCGCCUGCAUCGUCGCCGACUGCAUCGUCGCCGACUGCAUCGUCAUCGGCGCCUUUGGGCUGACCCGCCUCGGCUGA
Molecule: messenger RNA, 225 nt
Organism: Ustilaginoidea virens
Lineage: Eukaryota; Fungi; Ascomycota; Sordariomycetes; Hypocreales; Clavicipitaceae
Exons: 2
Coding region: 1-225 (74 amino acids)
Source: RefSeq, a predicted model, not a curated record